Colletotrichum scovillei is the source of this 4401-nucleotide messenger RNA. RefSeq names its product glycosyltransferase family 2. The record is from RefSeq and is a predicted model, not a curated record. The transcript has 5 exons. Bases 2086 to 4071 code for a protein of 661 amino acids. NCBI's taxonomy places the organism in Eukaryota, Fungi, Ascomycota, Sordariomycetes, Glomerellales, Glomerellaceae.
CAAGAAUCUUCCGAGUAGCUGCCCUGAAUUGUCAGUGCAAAGACGCCGCGAAUGCAACAGGCAAACCGGGAAAUAGGCCCACGUUUGAUGAUGCAGGUGGCUUUUUCUUUCUUGCCCACCCUGUCUCUCCCGCGACUCCCGCCUGCCACCUGCUUUGCGGUUUGCCAUACCAUGGAUGGCAGGCACGGGACACCUACCUUAUUUCCCACAACCCUGCUUUGAUCUUUUGUAUCCUUCCUCUGGGACUGCCAUCGGGACAUACCUAUUAUCUGACGCCUUCUUUGCUCCAUGGGUACUCUGUACGGAGCAAGGUAUCUCUCAAUCUGAAAUGGCAGGCGAGUGUUUCCCUCAUUGAUAUUUACAGGCUGCAUUGCCCAAUCAUGUACGGAGUCCACUCCGGCCGGCCCCACUCCACUCCGGCGUGGCAUCAGAUUCUGUUUCCCAUGCUCUUCUCAUUCCUCAUUCUUUCCUGACUCUUAGAUCCAAGUCAUGAUUUUUCUCCGCUCCGUUUGUCACUUUUUGCCCAGCUUCUCUUCCUGGCUGUUUCCGUCUGGCCCAGCCUCCUCCCUUCUCCCCCCCACACAACUUAUUGUACCGGUACUUGACUCCGUAGCCAUGUGGAAAUCCUGAAGUCAGGUUAUUCCCCCCUAAGGCUUUGCGGUUCACCUGCAGUCUGCGGCGACUGUCAACCUCCCAUGCAGAUUUCGGCCAUGGACAGCAACCUACGGUCAUUAGCCUUGAGCUAGCCAACUUACCUAGCUACCUUGCGUAGCACGCUGCUACGCUGCCAUACCUUAAUCUGAGAUAUCGGGUCCAGCUGCAAUGGCACCGGCUAAGGCCAGUAGGUAUUCUGACUCUUUCCCAGCGGUGAUGUCACAACAUCUCUCCCACCGGGCCAUUGCCAUGAUUUGCAAGCGACGGGAGUCAACACGAUCCGUAACCAGGCAGCUAAGCGCAUGCAGACAUGAGAGACAUACCCGCAGUGAACCAGCCCUUGCAACCGCCAAACGGUUCAAUGGUCGCUGUAUCCCUGCCACGAUCCUAAUCACUUGCCCACACAUCAGCCACGGGUGGACUGGCGACUCGCGGGGAUAUUCAAGGCAGGGGCAGAGAAAUGUCCUUGUCGAUUUUGCAGAAGAUACCUACGAUCCGGACAUUAUUCAACGAAUGAACAUGGUCAUCUUGAAAGCAAGCCCGGAGCAGCCCAGCCCAGCCUAGCGAUGAGGUACUUACCUACGGGAUACCACCAUGCCGUACGUAUUCGUGCCUCAUUCCGUGGCCGUGAUACCGUAUUCACAUCCUUGCAGGAGGAAGCAAGACGGUGUGUUUACUCCUGCUUGGCCUGAAGUGGCCUGCUACUGAGGCUUGCCUUGUCUUCCUCUGCCUUUUCUCUAGGCCGUUUAUUCCUGUUUCUCGUAUGCUCGCGUGUCUGUCUGGAGUAAGGUACUCCGUCGUAAGGCCGCCGCGCCUUCCUCUCUCCACGCUGUGGUGAACCUGCCUGUUUGGUUCCGCUACAUUCACCACCCCCAUCCUAUCCCAGCUUCACCUUGGGCUGCCUGUCCUCCCCUCCACCUCACCUUACCUCGCCUCUCCUAAGGAACCCUACACCUUCUCCUCCUCCGUCAUUCCGCCGUCUGUGUGGCCUACCUUGAACAAAACCUUUCCUCCCUCCGUCCCGCUCGUUGCACCUAGAAGCUAGACGUUGGCUCCUAGUCCUCCGCUGCCAUCACCGCGCUGCCAUCACCGCGCUACUCUCGCCGCCUCGCCCGCUCGCUAGUUCAACUCCACGAGGCUGGUCUACUUUCAAUUUUCAGUCACUCGCUUUGACGACACUCGUUGCUCUCUUUUACUUCCAGCUUCGAGCUCUUGUUACACCCUGCCCCGCGUUCGCUGCCCCGAGACCCUGCCAUCUACUUCGAGGAACCUGAUGGGAGUACAUCGACAAUUGAAGCCAUCUUCAUUUGCCUCACCACCCCUUCCGCGCACUCGUUAUACUGUCAGCCCGAGCCGACUCUCGAUCACCUUCACAAAAAGUAAUCUUUUGUGAAGGUAGCUUGUGUCGCUUUACGGGAAUCUAAUACCAUAAUGUCGCCCCCUUUCACACCACGGGGAGCUUCUCCCGACUCGAGCCUGACGCCCCCGACUAAUCCGUUCGGUUCUAACCCGUUCGACACCGACAAUGAUUCGAGCGCGGCUCCCUCCCUCGCCAGUGACUCGACUUUUACUGUGAACGCUGUUGGGCAAACACAUCCGUACGACACCACAGACAGAUCAGGCCAGAGAUCAAGUUGGGCCGACUCCUCUCACCACCGUCUAAGCAGACCCGAUAUCGAGCCUUCACCGCUGGGCAGAGAAGUUCCGGUCUAUAAUGAAAAGGGCCAUCACCAAUCCUCUUCUGAGACGGAUGUUGAAGCUAGCCAUGUUCCGCCUGUUAUUUCCGACCCCGAGAAGGCAAAGGAGACGCACACGACCGCACUUCCACCCUCAUCGGGCGAGUCUUUCCCCAAGAGACUUUACGGCCGUUUCCGCGCAACCUACUGCCCCAAGGAAGAGCCGCCUUUGGUCUUGCCGGUAUGCCCGAAUGACACCGAGAAGCUCAGCUACGUUCACACCAACCGACUGCUUCUCUACAUCUUUGGCGUCUUCUCUUUCCUCUCGCUCGGCGCCGGAAUGUGGCUAUUCGCGCUCUCUGCCCCGGCAUUCUACUGGUAUGGCGUCUUCGCGGGAGCGAUGUGCAUCUACCUGUUGAUCUCUUAUGCCGUCGGAAUCAUUGGUCGAGACUGGGAUUACAAGGCUCACUUGGAUCUGGUUGAACGCUUCCCCAUUACCGAAGAGAACGCCCCGACCGUCGAUAUCUACCUCCCCUGCUGUUCCGAGCCCAUCGAAAUCCUGGAAAACACAUACAAGCACAUCGUCAAUAUUGAUUGGCCUGCGUCCAAGCUCCAGGUUCACGUCAUGGACGAUGGCAACUCGGAACCGGUUCGACUUCUCGCUGAGAAAUAUGGUUUCAACUACUCCGUCCGCGAUGACCGGCCCCGUCUCCGAAAGGCUGGCAACCUGCGAUGGACCUUUGCACAGACCAGCGGAGAGUUCUUUGCCAUUUUCGAUGCCGACUUCUGCCCACGCCCUGACUUUGUUAAGGAAUUGAUGGUUGAGCACUUGGGUGACGAUAAGACGGCCCUUGUUCAGAGCCCUCAGUACUUCCGCGUCACUGAUGACCAAACUUGGGUUGAGCAGGGUGCGGGUGCCACUCAGGAAUUAUUCUACCGUGUCGUGCAGGUCAAUCGUAACAGAUGGGGAGCCUCAAUCUGCGUUGGUAGCAAUGCCCUCUACCGUCGUGAGUCUCUUGUCGAGGUCGGCGGAACGGCCGAAAUUGGUUUCUCUGAGGAUGUUCACACUGGUUUCGGUGCGGUUGACCGCGGCUGGAAGGUCAAGUACAUACCUCUAUGCCUCGCCACCGGUGUUUGCCCCAACUCUCCUCGCGCCUUCUUCUCCCAGCAGAUGCGAUGGGCUCGUGGUUCAACGACUCUUCUUACCAACCGCCACUUUUGGGUAUCGAACCUCACCCUCAUGCAAAAAAUCUGUUAUCUCUCAGGCUUCUUGUACUACGCUGCGGUCUCACUCAACAUCUUCCUCGCCCCUAUUGCCGGUACUCUUCUCCUUGCUAUCCGCCCGGAAUGGUUCAAGUUCUGGAACCUGGCUUUUGCUAUCCCCUCGAUUCUAUACGGUGUCAUCCUCAUGCGUUGCUGGGCCAAGGCCAAAUAUGGCUUCAACGUGCAGCAUGCCAUGACGGUCCAGAGCUACGCCUACCUCACCGCUAUCAAGGACCGUCUCUUCAACAUUGAGCUUCUCUGGGCUGCCUCUGGCGACUCAAAGGCUCACAAGAGCAACAAGUAUCGCAACAUGCGCCUUCUUUGCAUUAUCUGGACCCUCAUUGUCACUGGUGCCAUGGUCGGUGUCGUCACAUGGCGCCUUGUCACUGGCUUCACCUGGUACCAUCCCUUGCCACUCAUCAUAAUCAACGUCUACAACCUGUUCAUCAACCACUACUUCAUGUUCUGCAACUGGUAGAAUCCUACCGGUGUCCAGGCAUGCGAGGGUUGCGAAAACGAUGAAGUGGUAUUUGUUAUUAAAAGCUUGCAUUAUACAUGGACAAAUGGAGUCAAGACAUUUGCUUUUUCGCGAUUGAGAUGACGGAGGUAGCAUUGACGGUUUUACCCGUAUGGAAACGGCCUUAUACCAUGGACAUAGACGCAAGCACAAAAGUCUGCCUGCACGCACUGCUUCCACAGCAUACAUAGUUGGUACUCUUGUAUAUCACGGUGGAUAGAGUAAUCGUGGAAGUAUAGCAGCGCUGCUGCCCUUCAUAAUCAUAGUAAAUAUUAAUACUUGUACGAAGAA